Coregonus clupeaformis (lake whitefish) is the source of this 8180-nucleotide messenger RNA. Its product is annotated as supervillin. The coding region runs from base 390 to 7517 and encodes 2375 amino acids. Lineage: Eukaryota; Metazoa; Chordata; Actinopteri; Salmoniformes; Salmonidae. The transcript has 40 exons. Gene Ontology annotation, biological process: cytoskeleton organization; barbed-end actin filament capping; actin filament severing. Gene Ontology annotation, molecular function: actin filament binding; phosphatidylinositol-4,5-bisphosphate binding. The record is from RefSeq and is a predicted model, not a curated record. Gene Ontology annotation, cellular component: actin cytoskeleton; cytoplasm.
CCCUCUCUUCCCCUCUCAUCUUUUCUCUCCUGUCUCUCAUUCCUGGACUGAUUUAUUUGUCCCAGCUCUCUCCAGAGUAGUCUCUCCAGAGUGGUCUGGAAAGCACUGUUCUAUAAUUGUUGGCUGCUGAAGCUAUCUUCUCCAUCUUGGAUGAGGCUGGAUCCUGGUGCCGCUUUGGAAAGGUGUGGACCGUAACCCUGUCCCACCUGCACCUCCUGUACCUCCAGCCUGCUCACCACUGACCAGACUCCUGGCCCCCUGCUGGACAAAUAAUAGUAUUUUCCUUCCUUGGCUUCAAAACCCUGAACUGUUAUUUUUCAGUACAGGUGGACUUCACUAUUGUGGUGUUGCACCACCCUCUCAAUCUCAUGCUGAGAGAUUGAAUGUAGAUGAAACCAAGGAAAAGCUUUGGAACUGAAGCUCCAGUCAAACUCUGCACUUCAACCUCACUGCCAACAGAAGCUCUAAGCUUUCAGAACAACUUUUCAUUUGGGGACAAGACUGUGCUGGUAAAGAGUGCUUCUGAUAUCGAUGCCAAUCUUCUGGCAGUCCUACCCAAGGUUUCAGAAUUAAAGAAACAAUUUGAAAGCGUUGAUUUGGAAAUGAACAGCAGGAAGGAGAGGAUAGCCAGGCGUCUGGAGGGUAUAGAGAGUGACGUUCCUCCUGCCCUGAUUCCCAGCUGUGUCGGUCUGGUGGUCAACCGCAUGCUGGAGGAGGACCCACCACGAUACACCCGUGCCUCAGACCCCUGUGAGCCAAUCAUGGUGAGACGUUACAGCAGAGAAGAGAUGGAGAUCCCACAGAUGCAGGUGUCCACCCCAGACAGACAGUCCAGGGCCCGGGGCAGACCGGGGGACCAGCCUGGACCAGCCGCCCACCCCCAGACAGAGCCUGUCCUAUCCCCCUCUGGUGGCCCAGUGGACCCAGCAAGCCUCAGCUCCAAGGCUGAACGGAUCGCCCGCUACAAAGCCGAGCGACGUCGCCAACUCUCUGAGCGUUACGGCAUCUUCCUGGAUCAGGAGAUAGACAUGGACUACUCCCCCCGCUACUCGCGCUCACGUAGAGAGUCUGACGUCUCCGACAGAGGGGCCACAGCAGUCACCGAGCGUAGGAGAGAGAGAGAGGAGGAGGAGGAGGGGAGAGGAGGAGGAGGGAGGGAGAGUUGUCGAAGGGCACCCUACAGCUCCGGAGUGGGCCGGAUCUACGUGCAAGCUCACCCUGCUGAGGUUCACCCUGCUUCUGGCCAAGCUCCUGGCCCAGGCCACGGCUCUGCCCAUACCCUGGCCCCUCCGCCCACCCGGGAGAGGGCCAGCACCUUCUCAGAGCGGGAGAGGAUGAUGAACCUGGAGAACUACCGGCUGGCCCAGGAGAGGACAAUGGCAGGGGGGCCCAGAGAAGCCUGCAGUAGGCCACAGGAUACCCUCCAUACCCAACCCCACCAGACCCACCCCCAGGCCAGCCCCCCUUCAUCCAGGGCCUCCUCCAGGGAGUCUUACAGCGUGGCGGCCGCCCCCAGCUCCCCCCGGACGACCCGCCGAGCCUCCCUGCCCUCCACGCACUACGGCAUCUCCCCCGGGGACCUGUUCAUUGAACAGCAGGCUCAGGCUGUCCUCAGCAGACAUGGGUCUCGUCUGAGUCCAACAGAGCUACAGAACCCAGAAGCUAACGAAGAAAAGCUUGAUGAGAGAGCUAAGAUGAGUGUGGCUGCUAAGAGGUCCCUUUUUAGGGAGCUAGAGAGGACCACAGAUAGCGUUCCCAAACCACGGUCCCAAAACCCCGCCGUGGAGAGGCGUCAGCGACGAGUCCAGGACCGCGUACACACGCAGCCUAUCACCAACGAGGAAGUGGACAUCGCUCACACUGGCCCUGCUAUGUCCUCACAAACGGUGAUGGUCCACUCCACAGUAGCACCUAUCCCCAGCCCCACUGUAGUCAGCACCAUCAUGACCAGCUUGCAGGAGGCGUCACAGCGCGGCUCCAAGUUGUGGCGCAUGGGGGAGCAGGAGAGGGAGAGGGAGGCCCAGCCGAGGGAGGCCCAGCCGAGGGAGGCCCAGCCGAGGGAAGCCCAGCCGAGGGAAGCAGGAGAAGGACCAGGGCCUGAGGGGAUGAUGGAGGAUCUGGGUCCAGAUGAGCCUGACCUCUCCACUCUCAGCCUGGUGGAGAAGAUGGCCAUGUUCAACCGGCUGUCCACGCAGCCCUCCAAGCCUGCCACAGAGGGGGCCGGGGCCUCCAGGGUGGACACCCGCCAGCGUAGGGCAAACUCCCGCUUCCAGACCCAGCCCAUCACCCAGGGAGAGGUGGAUCAGCUGCAGAAUGGAGGCGGGGUCAAGCUGGAGCCGCUGUCCGCCUCCUUGGUCCGCUCUGUGGCAUCCGUCACCUCACAGGUCUCGGUCGCCACGGUAACCACAGUGACCUCCGGUGGGGGUGACCACUUGGGGAAAUCUACGGCCGUCCCCUACAACCCCCCUGCCCCCACCACUACCACCCCGGACAGGGGAGGGGUGAGGUACUUCAACCUGACCCAAGGUGGAGACUCCUCCAGUGUCCCUGAACCAGAUAUGUACUCCCCUGGCCAUUCCCUGUCAGAGCAGCAGCAGGCUCACAGCAGAGGAGGCAGAGACAGAGGAGGGGCUCCUGGAGCCGGUCGCUCCUUCACUGGCUACAGAGAGAGAGAGGAGGAGGAAGAUGUGUGGGGAGGAGCGGCCAGAGAGGAGAGGGAGAGCCGUGGUGGUAGUGGUCCUGGAGGCAGGGAGAGCAGAGACAGCAGGCAGCUGCAGGAUCAGCCCACGGCCCCAGAGCCACAGCCCCAGCCUCCUCAGCCUCAGCUGCGGCACGCCAGCGGUAGCCACGGAAGAGACGCGGAGCACCCCAGUGUGUCAUUAAGAACUGCCAUAACAGUGGUGUCGUCCAGGAGUGUUUCUCACAGCUCCAGUACCCAGCAGCAACAGAAGAUUCAGUCUUUCACUCAGCCUCCCCAGACUCUGCCCAAGCCUUACACCCAACAAUCCCCACAAACUCCCCCCAGCCCCAGCCCCAGCCCCAGCCUUACUCUCAUCCACCACAGCACCAGCACCACCCCCACCCCCAGCCCCACCACCAGCCCCACCCCCACCCCCACCUCCAGCCCCACCUCCAGCCCCACCCCCACCCCCAGCCCCACCACCAGCCCCAGCCCCACCCCCAGCCCCACCCCCCAGCCCCACCACCAGCCCCAGCCCCAGCCCCAGCCUUACUCUCAUCCACCUCAGCACCAGCCCUUCAACCAGGCAUGUCCAGCACAGCCCCAGCCCAAGCCCCAGGAAAGGGAGAGGCGAUUCACCCAGCCACUACCCAAGCCCUACUCUCAGCUAACCCCCCAGACUCAACCAAACACCCAGUCCUUCUUCCAGCCGCCUUCGCCCCCUCCCCAGACCACUCCCCAGACCCUACCCAAGCCCACAUCUUUCCCCCCGCCCCUGGUCAAGUCCCAGUCCCUGCAUCUGGACAACAGUGAAGACUUCACAGAACACAGUGUCUCCGACCUCCUCUCCCCCACCGAGGCAGACCUCUCAGAGAUGUCCGCCAAACAGAUGUCCAUCAAGGAAAGGCUGGCCCUGUUGAAGAAGAGCGGCGAGGAGGACUGGAGGAACAGGAUUAAUAAGAAACAGGAAGUGAUGAAGGUUUCUUUGACUGAGAGACACUCCACAGUACAGGGACAGGGAUGGGAGGCAGCGCAGAUCUACAAGAAGAAGGAGGAAGGGAUGGUUAUUGAUGAUUUUGCUGCUGUCACUGUGUCUGAGCAGCUGUGGGUAAGACCUGACGACGGUGCUGUGCCAAGGCCCAUGGGCCAACGGUGGUCCACUGAGCUCUGUGUGAAACCUGCUGCUUCUUUUCCUCUCAUGUGUUCUGUUGUUCACUGCUCUUCAGUGUUGCUGUGGUCCAGGGUUGCAACAUUUCCAUCAUUUUCCAAAAUUUUCCAGGUUUUCCAGAAAUCCCGGUUGGAGGAUUCCCGGAUUUCAGUAGUGACUGAACAAAAUAUCAAACACAUCAAACACAUGGUUCCCAUGAGUUUGAUACUGCUCCAUUCCAGAAAUGACUAUAAACUGUCCUCCCCUCACCAGCCUCCACUGUUGCAUGUCAUUGCAUUUCAUGUGAGGUGUAUGGAUGUGAGGGGCUCAGGUGAUGCUGUAGAUGUUGUCUCCCUUUCUUUAAAGGGGAAAAUACAUUGUGAACCAGCUAAAGAUUUGACUGGGGGACCCUCCCUCAGUCUGCUUCAGCCCUGGACCCCCCAUCAUGACUUCAGACUUGAUUUAUCCAAAAUAAUCUCUGAACCUGUCUUUUCCUCCACAUAUUCUCCCCCCAUCUCCCUUGGUCAUAAGUGCCAAGUUAUUGACCCUCACAGUCAGAGGAUGGGAAAGGAGAUGGAGAACCAGGCUCAGAUGUCCAUAGAGGAGAGGAAGCAGAUGAUCUCUACAAGGGAGGAGGCCUGGGAGUCUAAAGGAAAGGGCGUGGCCAACGACUCCACCCAGUACACUGUGACCGCACGCAUGGUCAAGAAAGGUCUGACAGCCUCUUCCUCAGCCAUCAGCCCCAUCCUGUCUUCUUUCUCCACCAAACUCAAGAGCAGCGUGCCUGGGUUCAAACUUCAGGAGGAAAUCGAAGCCAGACCAGAGAUGAACUUGGAGUCAGAUAAAAAGCUGGAUAAAUUGGAGACCUGUUUGGGACGUCUGAACAAUAGCGUGGCAGAUCUUGAGGAGACCACUCUGACAGUGACAGAGAAGGCUGUGAAAGAGGUGAUGAGGAUGGAUGAUGAGAUCUUCUCCAAGUUCUACCGUCAUGUGGCUGACUUUCCACGCAUGCCCAGCAGGAUCGAGAUCGAUGAUGACUUUGAUGCCAUCUUUGGCACUCAGGCACCAAAGUUGACCUCAGCCAUAGCGCAGCACAAACGGGCAGUGAGACCGUCUAGGAAUGUCCAGUCGUCUAAGAACCCUCUGAAGAUGCUGGCGGCAAGGGAGGACAUCAGACACGAGUACACUGAGCAUAGACUCAACAUCGGCCUCAUAGAGAGCAAGAGGAUGAAGGAUGAGAAGUUGAAUAAGAGUUCGGAGUACUCAGAUGCGGCCCUGGCUGGGCUGGCCAGUAAGGAGAACUUAAACAACGUGAGUCUGAGGAGCGUCAACAUCUCAGAGCAGAUGUCCAACAACAGCGCUGUGCCCUACAAGAACCUCAUGUUGAUGCAGGUCAAAGGCCGCAGUCACGUUCAGACCAGACUAGUGGAGCCCAGAGCCUCAGCCCUGAACAGUGGAGACUGUUUCCUCCUGGUUACUCCCCAGCACUGCUUUGUCUGGAUGGGAGAGUUCGCUAACGUUAUAGAGAAAGCCAAAGCCUCUGAGCUGGCCACGUGGGUCCAGACUAAGAGGGAUCUGGGCUGCAGAGCGAGCCAGGUCCAGGCCAUCGAGGAAGGGGUCAACCCCCAGAGCCCUGCAGCCACGGAGUUCUGGAAGACCCUGAGAGGACAGCAGACCUACCAGUCUGCAGGGCCACCGGAGGAGGAUGAGCUGUUUGAGAGUGCCAUCGUGGAGACUAACUGUAUCUUCCGUCUGCUGGAUGAUAAACUGGUUCCUGAUGAUGACCAGUGGGGGAAGGUUCCUCGCAGCACACUACUGAAGUCCAAAGAGGUGCUGGUGUUUGACUUUGGCAGUGAGGUGUAUGUCUGGCAUGGUAAGGAGGUGACUCUGGCCCAGAGGAAAGUAGCCUUCCAGCUGGCCAAACACCUGUGGAACGGAACCUUUGACUACACCUGCUGUGACAUCAAUCCUCUGGACCCAGGAGGAUGUAACACACGCAUACCCUGGAAGGGCCAGGGCCGUCCUGACUGGGCCAUAUUCGGCAGGCUGACACAGCACAAUGAGACAAUUCUGUUCAAAGAGAAGUUUCUGGACUGGACAGACACUAAGAAACCACAACCAAAGAAUAGCAAUGAACAAGUCACUGAGCAGAAGGAUUCGCCGGGGCGCGUGUGCAGGCCGUAUGAUGCAGCGUUGAUGCUUCCUGUACUCCAGACAGCUGUCAGCACGGUGCUGGAUGGGAUGAACGUUGGCCGAGGCCACGGCUCUGUAGAAGAAGAGGACAGGAUGAGGACUGUAGAGAUCAGCAUUGUGUUGGUAGAUGUCUGGCACAUCCUGGAGUUUGACUACAGCCGGCUGCCCAAGCAGAGUAUAGGCCAGUUCCAUGAGGGAGACACGUAUGUUGUGAAGUGGAAGUACAUGGUGAGCGCAGCAGUUGGGAGGAGGCAGAACCCGGAGCAGAGGAGUGCAGGCCCUGGCAAGGAAAAGUGCUGCUACUUCUUCUGGCAGGGACGGAACUCCACCGUGAGCGAGAAAGGAACGUCAGCACUGAUGACAGUGGAGUUGGAGGAGGAGAGAGGGGCACAGGUCCAGGUCCAGCAGGGGAAGGAGCCUCCUUGUUUCCUGCAGUGUUUCAACGGGGGGAUGAUUAUACACGGUGGGAAGAGAGAGGAGGAAGAGGAGAACACACAGACUGAGUGGCGUCUGUACUGCGUGCGGGGCGAGGUCCCUGUAGAGGCCCACCUACUGGAGGUAGUCAGUCACUGCAGCAGCCUUCGCUCCAGGAGCUCCAUGAUCCUCCUCAACGUUAACAAGGCCCUCAUCUACCUGUGGCACGGCUGCAAGGCCCAGCAACACACACGGCUGGUGGGCCUCACCGCCGCACAGAGGAUCAAAGAACAAUGUCCGUUGGAGACGGGGCUCCACAGCAGCAGUAAGGUGACCGUCACACAGUGUGACGAGGGAUCAGAGCCCACGGGAUUCUGGGAUGCUGUAGGGAAGAAAGACAGGAAAGCCUACGACUGCAUGCUGCAAGAUCCGGGUAAAUUCAACUUCACCCCUCGGCUGUUCAAGCUGAGCAGUUCUUCAGGGGAGUUUGUGGCUACAGAGUUCUUCCACCCCUCCAGAGCUCCAGACAUGGUCAGCUCUCUGCCCUUCCUACAGGAGGACCUGUACCAAGCCUCCCAGCCUGCGUUGUUCCUGGUGGAUAACUUCCAUGAGGUGUACCUGUGGCAGGGCUGGUGGCCCCAGGACAGCGAGAGCUCCGGCUCCGCCAGGAUAAGAUGGGACAUGGACAGGAAGUGUGCCAUGGAAACGGUGCUGCAGUACUGUAAAGAGAAGAAUGAGCAGAAGUCGUAUCUGAUCCAUGCUGGUCUGGAGCCUCUCACCUUCACCAACAUGUUCCCCAGCUGGGAGCACAGAGAGGACAUCGCAGAGAUCACUGAGAGGGAGGUGGAGGUGUGUAACCAGAUCAUCCUGGUGGAGGAUGUGCUGGCCAGGCUGUGCCAGAACACCUAUCCCCUGGCUGAGCUGUUGGCACGCCCACUUCCUGAGGGCGUCGACCCCCUCCGCCUGGAGAUCUACCUAUCAGACCAGGACUUUGAGAAAGCGUUGGACAUGAAGAGAGAAGAGUACGAUGGAUUACCAGGGUGGAAGCAAGUAAACUUAAAGAAGGCUAAAGGACUGUUUUAGUGUAAGUUAACCUGACGAUGGUUGUGGAGAGAAGAAGAAAUUCAACAAUUCUUGGAGGACAGUGGAAGUUGAUAAAAUGCUUCUUUAUUGAUAAAACCAACGUGUUUUUGGCCCGCGUUUUGCCAUUCAUCAGGUUGGUUGUGGUGAGAAGAGGAUGGAGAGACUGUUGAUGAUGUAGGCCACCAGGCUGUGUCCCCCACCAGGCUGUGUCCCCCAUUCAGCCCUUCCCAGCGGUGUGACUGAACACCAGUGGUAGCUGGUAGCACUUUAAAUCGGAGGAUGUGAUCAUAGUUUGGGUGGAAUGGUUUUACAAGAGUUUGAUACAAUUUCAUUCACUCCAUUCCAGUCAUUAUCAUGAGCCGUCCUCCCCUCACCAGCCUCCUCUGCUGAACACACUCUCAGGGACAGCUUCACUGAGGGAAUCAUAAGUGGGAGAAGAGGACAGAGGCUGCAGUGGGGGAUCUGCUAAUGUGUGCUGGCCUUAUGUAGCAUCAUGUUUUUAACUUUUAACUAUGUAGGAAAAUGAAAAUCCUGCUAAGCAAAUUUUGUUCAGUGGCUUCAUCAGGAAUUGUACAAAGCAGGAUGAAACACAUCCUCUCCCUCUGUCUCUCUCUGUCUCUCUUUCUGUCUCUCUCUGUCUCUCUCUGUCUCUCUUUCUGUCUC